GGUGACUGACAGCGGCUCAGCUGGUACGGAACCGGAGGCAGCGUGCUCCAUGACAGACCAGUCCGAAAAAAUGUUGGGAAUUACGGUCCGGGCUGACGUGGGCUCACUUUUGGCUUUAAUCUGCAUCUCCUGUUGUCCGUUUCUAACCGUGUCCUCGGAUGACAUAGUGGUGGCAUGUGGGGGAUUCGUGAAAUCCGACGUUGAAAUCAACUACUCCCUGAUCGAGAUCAAAUUGUACACAAAACAAGGAUCGCUGAAAUAUCAAACGGACUGUGCCCCGAUUAACGGCUACUUCAUGAUCCCUCUAUAUGACAAGGGAGACUUUGUUUUGAAGAUUGAACCUCCUCUAGGGUGGAGCUUCGAGCCCACAAGUGUUGACCUCCAUGUGGAUGGAGUCAGCGACAUCUGUACAAAAGAAGAGGACAUCAACUUUGUUUUUACUGGUUUUUCAGUUUCUGGAAUGGUUUUGAGUAAAGGACAUUUGCUGGGUCCAUCAGGAGUAGAAGUCAAACUUAGCCGGUCAGGGACAGAGGAGAAAAUCCAGAGUGUUGUUACACAUCCUGGAGGAAAAUAUACAUUCUUCAAAGUACUUCCUGGGAAUUAUGACAUCACAGCUUCCCAUCCCUCCUGGACUUUAGAGCAGAGCACCACGUCAGUGCACGUUUCCAAUACCAAUGCCCCGGCGGUCGAACAUCUGGUGGUCGGAGGCUACGAUGUCUGGGGGGAGGUUCGCAGUGAUGGAGAACCCAUGAAGGAGGUCACCUUCCUACUGUACUCAGCCACAGUCAGGAGAGAGGACAUUAGUGGCUGUAACACCUCACCUGUGGAGGGUGCAGAUUCAGGAGACAGCUCACAGGUCUACCUGUGCAGCGCUCUGUCCAGGGAAGAUGGCACCUUUAUCUUCUCAUCACUGGCCAGCGGAGAGUACACCGUGGUGCCGUUCUAUAGGGGAGAAAGGAUCACUUUUGAUGUUGCUCCUUCUAGGAUGAAUUUUAAGGUGGAACACAACAGCUUGAAACUAGAGCCCAUUUUCCGGGUCAUGGGCUUCUCCGUGACAGGUCGGGUUCUGAAUAGUGUUGACGGGGAGGGCGUCCCUGAUGCAUCAGUAUCACUCAACAACCAGAUCAAAGUUGUCAGCAAGGAGGAUGGUUCUUACCGUCUGGAGAACAUGACAGCUGGUACCUACACCAUCCGUGUCAACAAGGAGCUCAUGUUCUUUGAGCCAGUUACAGUGAAAAUUGCCCCCAACACGCCUCAACUUCCUGACAUCAUCACAGCAGGGUUCAGUGUGUGUGGCCAGAUCUCCAUCAGUCGCCUCCCUGAGGGCAUGAAGCAUCAGGGUCGCUACAAGGUCACUCUGACACACCAAGACAAGACGUCUAGCCGGACUGUGGACUCUGACCCUCAGGGUGCCUUCUGCUUCCAGGCCAAACCUGGAGACUACAGCGUCCAUGUGACUCUCCCUGAGGCAGAAGUGAAAGCAGGCCUGGCUCUGCAGCCUCGAGCCCUGGAGGUAUCCCUUGUGGACCAGCCCCUCACAGACCUGCUCUUCACUCAGUUCAUGGCUUCUGUCUCUGGAAAAGUCUACUGUCUAGCAUCCUGCGAUGACCUCUCCGUAACCCUGCAGCCAGUAAGUCGUCAGGGAGAGCGGAGGUCAGUGCCUUUGUCUGGCAGCAGCGACAUCCUUACCUUCUCCUUCGACAGAGUUUUACCUGGGAAAUAUAAAGUGAGUAUUUCCCAUGAGGAGUGGUGCUGGAAGCACAAGUCAGUCGAAGUGGAGGUUCUAAACUCCGACGUCCUGGGGGUGGAGUUCAGACAGAUUGGCUACAUCUUGCGCUGCUCUCUCUCCCAUGCCAUUACCUUGGAGUUUUUCCAGGAUGGCAGCAAACCUGAGAACGUUGGCGUGUACAACCUCUCCAAGGGAGUCAACCGUUUCUGCCUCUCCAAGCCCGGUGUUUACAAAGUCACCCCACGCUCCUGCCACCAGUUUGAACAGGACUUCUACACCUACGAUACAUCGGCUCCCAGUAUCUUGACGCUCACUGCAGUGCGCCAUCAAGUAACUGGAGUCAUCACUACUGACAAGAUCCUGGAUGUCACAGUUACUAUUAAAUCGUCCAUCGAGAGCGAGCCGGCGCUGGUCCUGGGCCCCCUGCGAAGCCUGGAGGAGCAGAGGCAGGAGCAGCAGUUGCAGGAAAUCCAGCUGCGCCGCCAGGAGCGAGAGCGACGUGCUGCAGAAGAGGAGGGCGGUGCGAGGGAUGAGAAUCCUCCAGUCCAGGAGAAAGCUGACGAACUGACAGGGCCCUUUCAUUAUGAGUUCUCCUACUGGGCCAGGGCUGGAGAGAAGAUCACAGUCACUCCGUCCUCCAAGGAGCUACUUUUUUACCCUCCUGAGGUAGAGGCCACUAUUACUGGGGAGUCGUGUCCAGGGCAGCUGGUGGACAUCACAGGCCGGGCAGGCCUGUUCCUGGAGGGCAAGGUGUCACCAGAGCUAGAGGGUGUAGAGAUUUCCAUCUCUGAAAGAGGAACAGCUGAACCACUCAUUACUGUGGCCACUGAUGAAAUGGGAGGAUACAGUGUGGGUCCGCUCCAUAGCGAUCGGCGGUACGACAUCAGCGCCAGUAAGGAGGGAUUCAUCCUGAGUCCCGUGGAGGGAACCCAGGGAGAUUUCAAGGCAUUCGCUCUGGCUGGUGUCACCUUCAAGAUCAAAUCGGAGGAUGGCCAGCCCCUGUCAGGCGUCCUUCUGUCCCUCAGUGGAGGACAGUUUCGGUCUAACUUACUGACGCAGGACACCGGCCUGCUCACCUUCAAUAACCUGAGUCCCGGACAGUACUACUUUAAGCCCAUGAUGAAAGAAUUCCGCUUUGAGCCGGCAUCUCAGAUGAUCACUGUGGAAGAGGGCCAGAACCUCAGCAUUGAUAUCACUGGCAUCAAGACCGCAUACAGCUGCUACGGAGCUGUGCAGUCGCUCAGUGGGGACCCAGAGAGAGAUGUGGCUGUGGAGGCCGUGGGGCAGGGAGAGUGUAGCCUCUACAGCGAGGACACCGUCACUGAUGAGGAAGGCCACUUCAGACUCAGGGGUCUGCUGCCUGGGUGCAAAUAUCUGAUUCAGCUACGAACCGAAGGCAACGACCACAUAGAGAGAGCCCUGCCACAGCACAGGGCUGUAGAGGUUGACAGCAGCGACAUUGAAGGGGUCAACAUCAUCGCCUUCAGGCAGAUCAAUCAGUUUGACCUCAGUGGAAAUGUCAUCACGUCUCCUGAACAUCUCCCCACACUCUCUGUGAAACUGUACAAGAGCGACAAUCUGGACAAUCCAAUCAACACCGUCUCUCUAGGACAGUCCCUCUUUUUCCACUUCCCUCCGCUGGACAGAGAUGGAGAGAGCUAUGUCCUGAUGCUGUACUCCACACUGUCCCGCUCCCAGUAUGACUUCACUCUGCCCCAGGUCUCCUUCACCUCCACCGGAUACCACAAGCACGUCACACUCACCUUUAAUCCCACUCGUAAAGUGCCUGACCAGGAUGUUGCCCAAGGCUCUUACAUAGCUCUGCCCCUCACAUUGCUGCUCUUGUUAGCAGCAUACAACCAUGAGAAGGUGAUUCCCCUUCUGCUACAGCUCGCAAACCGUAUCCAGGGGGUCAGAAGCAUGGCCCAAACCAGUGCAGAGAGUGUGGCUGUGGAUGAAGCCAAACGUCAAGCCAAGAGGCAGAAGGCCAGACGUACAUGAUAACACAACCACAGUUCCCCUGCUUGUGCACACAAUAGCACACAAACACCUGCACCCCGUGCCCCAGGUUCAACAUCUAACAUGGCCACGGCUAGUGCUGGGUGAUAGUGAACUAUUUAACUUUCAGGAAGCCCAAGCAAACCACUUGACAAUGUUACCUCCACCUCAUUGGCUAUUCAGAUAUUCUGGACUGGUUACUGCCAUUUAACAGGUUGUUGCAUCUUUUUGUUACGACUUUAGUUUUCAAAAACACUCAUUGUUGAAACGUUUGCGAAAGAAUGAGCCAUUUUAUACCUUUGUAAUUUAUCUAAGUCAACUCUUUUGCUUGUAUUCAGAAAGCACUUGAAUGCUUUUGAUAUGAGUCCUAACAUUUAUUUUACCACUAUCAGGCACCAUGUGGAACCAUGUCUCGUUAAUUCAGACAAGACAGAAUUGCAUCUAAUCCGAGCUACCACAAUGACCUUAAGUAUAAUGUUUUAUGGUCUGGAGCUUAAAUAUGCAUCAGAAAGAUUUUAACAGGGUUAAGAUGAACUUUCUACAAAAAUAUCUUAAUGGUAUUUACACUAAAAGGUUUGAGAAAAACUAUGUUUUCAUUAUCAGUUACAUUUGUGUACAGACUUCCCACAUUGGAAAUUGGUCUAAUGCGUAAAAAGCAAAUCUUUUUGACCCUUAUUUGACUCCAUAUUUUUCAAAAUAAACUGAAUUGCCUUCUGACUGAAAGGCAAUCAAAAAUGUGGACAAGAUAAUGACAUGUCUGGAGCAACUGUAACGUACAGUAGCCCACUGACUAACUCUGUUAACUCAGGAAAGUGUUGGUGUGCUGGAUCUGUGAGCUGAAUACUGCUUGAACUUUUUUUUUGUUUAUUUUUUGAGGCGAGUGGAUCGUGGUGUGGGAGUAGUACUAUGGAAUAACAGAUAGUUGAUUAAUUUAUUAACGAGUAAUCAUUUGGGCCGAUAACUUAGUUUAAAUGCUGGGGAAUGUCUUUCAGCUGUGAUUUUGAGAAGGUAAUAAUUAAAUUUAAGAAUCCUCACAUCUGCAGAUGAAACGAAUAGGAACAUCUACAAAGGCUCAGCCAUGACCUUGAGUUUAACUUAGAAAUGUAAGGCAAAAUUGUCAUUUCAUAAGCUCAUUGUGUUGCUGCUGAGCUGUGUAAUGCACUGUGGAAACUACAGACCCCAAUUAUUUUUUGUAUUCAACACAUCUGCUUUGUCUGACGUUCACUGAAGGAUAAAAGGCCACUGACUAUUUACUGAGCUGAAAGACAUUCCAAUUAGUCCACAUUUAGGCAGAGUUGAUUAGUUGGGUUGGGGUGAGGGAGGGGGGUGAAAUUGUCAUUUGGCCAGAAUCUGUUAAUUUUUUGAGAUGAUGAAUAAAGUUUGAUGGAAAGAUA
Messenger RNA from Betta splendens (Siamese fighting fish), 5121 nucleotides. RefSeq names its product nodal modulator (gene nomo). Gene Ontology annotation, molecular function: carbohydrate binding. The transcript has 31 exons. Gene Ontology annotation, cellular component: endoplasmic reticulum membrane. The record is from RefSeq and is a predicted model, not a curated record. Lineage: Eukaryota; Metazoa; Chordata; Actinopteri; Anabantiformes; Osphronemidae. Bases 50 to 3730 code for a protein of 1226 amino acids.